This is a messenger RNA of Exophiala aquamarina CBS 119918, 1440 nucleotides long. RefSeq lists its product as uncharacterized. The transcript has a single exon. Gene Ontology annotation, molecular function: 2-oxoglutarate-dependent dioxygenase activity. Lineage: Eukaryota; Fungi; Ascomycota; Eurotiomycetes; Chaetothyriales; Herpotrichiellaceae. The record is from RefSeq and is a predicted model, not a curated record. Bases 1 to 1440 code for a protein of 479 amino acids.
AUGGUGUUGAAAUCGAACCCCGAAUUCCUGCAAUGUGUCGUAAAACAGAUGCAGAAGGGCAUUCCUGAAGAUCCCAUUCUUGAAUGUCAUCCUGAUGGCUACCAGCACCUGAGAGACCAAGUUGAGAGCCUGUUUGCACUUGCCGACCAGAAAUUGCAUACUUUCCCUUUCAAAGACGUGAGGCCGUGCUGGUUUCGUCUCUACACUGACGCCAGUAUUGCCAAGGCAUUGACAGUAAUGGAGAACCCCUUUGAACUUUCAGAACUGGAUAACAUUGUCUCCAUUCUAGACAUGGCGCUCAUCAUGGCCGGCGGCCUUGGCCGGGAGCAGUUGAUCCACGACCUCCUAUUCAAUCUAAAAAAAGCCCUCGGAGAACAUCAAGAAGAUUCAGAGCGCCCAAGCAAAAGAAGACGUCUCCAAGAAUUAACUAACAUCCUGCCCCAUGACACUGUUUCCCUUCCUACAAUCCACUUUCCCAUUCCGCAAAUGUCAAAUCCUUCACUCACAAAGUUCCAAGCCUUUAUGACGGAUAAGCGGGAACCUAUCAUUUUGACCGACAUUUUAACUCAUUGGGCAGCGCUUGAAAAAUGGAAAAAUAGCUCUUACUGGUUGGACAAUACCAUCCAGGGCCGGCGUUUAGUCCCCGUUGAGAUUGGGCGCAGUUACACAGAUGAAGAUUGGGGCCAAAGGAUACUAUCUUUUGGUGAAUUCCUCCACGAUUUCAUUUUACAGAUGCCAGAGGCUGGAUUCCGCUCCGGAGAGCCUCCUAGGACCUGCUACCUUGCCCAACACGACCUUCUUAAGCAAAUUCCGUCCUUGCGGGGUGACAUCGCCGUUCCCGAUUAUUGCUAUUUGGACGUUCCUGGCCCGGAGCCAGGUACGCCUGUUUGCUCAAGUAGAGUCGAAACGGAAACCAACAAGGCCAGGAACCCAAAGGUCGGUUCUUCAACUGGACUUGCCUCUUUCGGACCUGAGGACAAGGAUAGUACUGACUCCGAGGUUCAACAAAACAUCUGGUUUGGCCCUGCCUGGACAAUCUCUCCGUUGCAUCACGACCCUUACCAUAACAUAUUGUGCCAGGUUGUCGGAAAGAAAUAUAUUCGCUUGUAUUCGCCCACCCAUAGCGCCGCAUUGUUGCCGAGACGUAAGGACGAACCUGCCCCUCACGCUAGAACUCACCGUACAGAAGGAUCUCCAGAAUUCACAAAGGAGGAUAGCCAGGCUUCAGAAACCAUUGACAUGUCGAAUACUUCUCAGAUUGAUAUUGCUGCAAUGGAACUGUCCCCACUUGAAGAUUGGGACGAGGUUUACCCGGGAAUCAAUGGCAUUCCAUACACAGAAUGUAUCCUUGAGGCUGGCCAAGCAUUGUAUAUACCCGUUGGCUGGUGGCAUUAUGUCCGAAGCUGCUCCGUUGGCAUUAGCGUAAGUUUUUGGUGGUGA